Molecule: messenger RNA, 1195 nt
Organism: Pisolithus orientalis
Lineage: Eukaryota; Fungi; Basidiomycota; Agaricomycetes; Boletales; Pisolithaceae
Exons: 2
Coding region: 220-957 (245 amino acids)
Source: RefSeq, a predicted model, not a curated record
GACCAACAAAAGGCGAUUCAAGCACAUCAAAGCGCUCUAUUGAACGCUGUGUUGCCCCUCUUACAGCUGCUGCAAAAUUUGCCUUCGCAAUUCGACCAAUUAAAAUCCUCUCUGACAGACGCUGUAUCGAGUGCUGAGGCUAAUCUUGGGACGAGCAUUGGCACCAUUAAAAACGCCAUCCCGUGUCUUACAUUGGAUCAUGCGCAACCAAAGCCUCCGAUGGGUCGUGAACUAACAUCCAAGCAACCCAACACUACGCCACGGAAACGUACUAACACAUUCCACGAAAUAGAAGGGCGUUCGAAAGCCACCGGAAACGCCACUUGUUCUACUCACUCUCCAAAGAGAAUACGUCUCAGCCCAGCUCCGGAACGUGCCGUUCGCGCACCUCGCUUGCCUGCUACAACCUCCAACGAGAAUUUAUCGCUCGCGCCCCGUCAUUUCACAAGUAUUAGCUCUGAGGAUACUUCUCAUAUGCGGUCCAGGAAUUCGACGCCCAAAUUGCUUGUGUCCAAACCAGAUAAUGAGAAGGCGGAGUCAGAGCGCAGCACUGUUCUGGAAAGAAACGCGCCAAAAACAUUUCCGAGCGUGAUUUCCAUAUCCUCAUCACCCCUUUCUGACGCCUCGGCUCCUAUGCCACCCUGUCCCUCAGCUACCGUCGGUGCAGGAUCAUCCCCGGCAUUCAAUAGCACCGAGUCCCAAGCACGAAAGGAUUUCUGGAUUCUUCCAAGAGUCAUCCCCUCUCACAAUCCUGUCAGGCCACCCAAUCAUCCCUUAGAUUCGGCGCUUCCGCCGCGAUCUAGCCCUCUCACCUCCGACCGGCGCGUGGUUUCGUCGACGCGGACGCCACCUAAAUCUAUGAGCUUGCGUGACCGCCGUACCCAAAUGACACUGCUUGGGCGUCCUCAGACGAAACGAUUCAUACCCAUUGUUGCCUCAUCUGAUGAGGAAUCAUGAUAUGAUAGCGCGUUCGCUUCUCAUUUUCGCAAACUAUGGACGGAUUGUAUCCCGACUUUCUUCCUUCCCUGCUUAGUGGUAUUGCGCAGAGGAACGGGAAGUAACGAAGAGCUAGGCACGAACACUUGCCUUUAUUCAGAACGGUAGUAGAUUUGAAGUAGGCUUGUUAAGCAUUGAGGGGCUCAGUUGUCGAGUAGACAAGUGAAGAACGAAUACUUGAUUCGAUGGGGAUUGAGGA